This is a messenger RNA of Labrus bergylta (ballan wrasse), 2972 nucleotides long. RefSeq names its product insulin-like growth factor binding protein, acid labile subunit (gene igfals). Lineage: Eukaryota; Metazoa; Chordata; Actinopteri; Labriformes; Labridae. Gene Ontology annotation, molecular function: protein binding. The record is from RefSeq and is a predicted model, not a curated record.
GCACAGGGUUCAGUCAUUCAGUCUUUCACAGCCCGUCUACCUGAAAUCAAGACCUCUCAGAUUAACGCUAAUAUGCACACCACUGUGCUGUUGGUAUUGUGGGUGCUGGGAACAUCACUGGUGUUGCCAGACCCCGACACAGCUGGGGAUAGAGCGACAGAAGAACCUAUUCCAUGUUCUAAAGGCUGCACCUGUUUGCAUGACGACUACAGCUUGGAGCUCAACAUGUACUGCAGUGCUCGCAACUUCACGCAAGUUCCGGCCGACAUGCCCACAUCCACUCACUCGAUCUGGCUGGACGGCAACUUGUUCACCUCCCUUCCGGCAUCAUCUUUUAAGGAUCUUACUAACCUGGACUUUUUGAAUCUUCAGAGUGGCCAACUGGUGACAAUUGACCCUCAGGCUUUCAAAGGACUCAGGUCACUUGCGCAUAUUCACCUUGAGCGAAAUCGGCUGCGGACGUUACCUGGUACAAUCUUCCAGAAUACACCUUACCUUGCAUCACUUAGUCUGCAUAACAACCAGCUCACUCGUAUUGAGGAAACACUGUUUGCGGGACUCUCACAUAUGUGGCUUCUCAACCUAGGCUGGAACUCAAUCGCGGUUCUACCUGAGACAGUUUUCCAGGACUUGCCAGGUCUACGGGAGCUUGUUCUUGCAGGGAACAGGCUCGCUUACUUGCAGCCCCAGCUUUUCCAGAAUCUUGUCGAGCUUAAAGAAUUGGAUCUGACUGGGAAUCACCUCAGAGUCAUCAAAGCCAAUGUGUUUGUUAAACUUAUUAAACUGCAGAAGCUCUACCUUGCCCAGAACCAGAUUGUGACGGUGGUACCCAGAUCCUUUGUGGGCAUGAAGUCACUAAGAUGGCUGGAUCUCACGAACAACAGACUGACGUCUCUCCAUGACGACACCUUCAUGGGCCUGCACAGUCUUCAUGUCCUGCGUCUUUCCAACAACACCAUCACUGGAAUUAGACCCAGGACUUUCCGUGACCUGCAGUACUUGGAGGAGCUGCGGCUUAGCUACAACAGAAUCCGAGCCCUAGGGGAAAGGAUCUUUGAAGGGCUUGGUCAUCUGGAGGUCUUAGAGCUAGAGCACAACCAAGUGCAAGAGGCCCAAGUGGGUAGUUUCACAGGCCUCUCUCACGUUGCUGUCAUAAACCUGUCAGGAAGCUGCUUCCACAGUCUGCCAGACCAAGUUUUCAAAGGUCUGUCAAAGCUCCACAGCCUACAUCUUGACAGAGGUUGCCUAACAAGGAUUACAACUGAAGCUUUCAUUGGACUUUCUGGUCUACGGAGACUUUUCUUGCAGCACAAUAACAUCUCAGUGGUGGAACGACAAAGCUUUGUGGACCUAGUGGGCCUACUGGGACUGGACUUGUCUUUCAAUAAGUUAGAGGUUCUUACACCCCAUACAUUCUCUGGUCUCAAGAAUUUGGAGUACUUGCUGUUGUCCAACAACGAAUGUCAACAGUUUAUGCAGAACGGCACAACGCAGCUUCUCCCAAGGAUGCGUUAUCUUGACCUGAGGGCUAAUGUUUUGACAAGCAUGGUCCCUGAUUUCCCCGAGAGCAUGGAAAAGCUUUUGCUGUCGGGAAACCAUUGGAAAUGUGACUGCAGUGCCCUCCCACUCAGAAACUACAGCUUAAGAAAUCCCUUGGUGAUACCUCGGCAAGUGGAGACCCACGCUGAGGGUGAAGAACCUGACACAACUAUCACCAUAUACAACAACAUCACAUGCACCAGCCCACCACAUCUAGCUGGACACGACCUGCGGGAUAUUGAUAGUGAACACUUCCAAAACUGCUAGACAAACAUGCUCAGAUGUGUCAGGAAUCAGUUGGUAUCAAAGAGAACAUUUUAUUAACCCGUAAUAUUUUUAACAACUUUAAUUCAUUAAGUGUUCAAUUUCAAACUUUUAGCUGUACAUGCAAUAAACUUCCAGUAUUUUCAUUCACAAGGAACGAUCUCUUUAUGGUGUCAAAUAUUAUGCAUGCAUUAUUAAGUUUAUUUUUUUCCUGUUUACUUUUUAAACAAAUUGUUUUUAUUCUGUGUAAUUAAUGUUAAAUACAUGAAUAUUUGAGAGAUGCUAUGAUAAUACUAUGAUAAAACCAACAAAAAAACAAGCAGUAUUUAUUUUACUUAAGCUCAAUAGAGUCAUAAUGUCUAAUAGUGGUAAAAUGCAACAUAUGGUAUAAUAACCUCUGCCAAAAAUGGGGAUGAGAUUAUAUCUUUAAUCUACUCAAAUUGGUAUUGGGGAGUGAGAAAUGACUAGUUUGAGUUUGUAGAAUUUUAGGAUGGGGAUAGCAGGAACUUCAUAAGAACACAACUUUCUCAAAGAUAGUGGGACUUUAAAUUUUUGAUGCAUUUGAAAUGCUUGGAACAAACCAUCACAUAUGAUGCUGGUGACUCAGAUGCAACUCUGUAAUUUAUAGAGUUGCAUCUGAGCCACCUGAAAUGUCCCUCUGUUUAAAUUGACAAGAAAAGAUAUAACCAUUAGGGAAAACAUUCAAAAAUAUUUCUAGCCAGUACCACGGACAUUUAGCAAUUGGAAAAAUAUAUCCUUCUGCAUAAAGUGUAAUAUUCAUGUAUCCGCCAAAAUAAAAUUUCACUACCCUUUUUUUAAAAAGUAUUAGCAGAUAAGCAAUUUAGCAAUAAAUCAGUUAAUUAUUUCUGUAAUUGGAAAGGUUUAAAAUGCACUGGCACAAUUUACAGGCAAAAGGGAAUAUCUGCCCAUGUCAUACAAAUACAUAUCUUGUGUGUCUUUUGUUGAGUGUAGAAAAGUUCUCAUGGAAACAUUUCUUCACAUCAGUGUGUGUUGGUUUUAACCUGUUGACUCUACAGAGUAGGCCAUACUACCCACACAACACUCUGCUAAACCAUUGAUUUGAAUGCAGCACAGUGUUUCUUAAAAUGUGAACGUUUCAAAGAUAUUAAAAGGUUCCACAUCGAAAAUAAACAAAUAAACAAAAUAAA